GGCAGGAGCUUUGCUGCCCUUGCUCUCCUUGUCUGCGUGCUGCUGGCUGAUCCGUGCCAGGCGAAGGGGCUCUCGACCAAGUUCUACGCCAAGACGUGCCCCGACGUGGCCGCCGUCGUCCGGUCGGCGAUGGCGCAGGUCGUCGCCAAGGAGCCCCGGAUGGGCGCGUCCAUCAUCCGCCUCUUCUUCCACGACUGCUUCGUCAACGGGUGCGACGCGUCCAUCCUCCUGGACGACACGCCGACGUUCACCGGGGAGAAGAACGCCGGCGCCAACGUCAACUCCGUGCGCGGGUACGAGGUCAUCGACGCCAUCAAGACGCAGGUCGAGGCGGCUUGCAAGGGCGUCGUGUCCUGCGCCGACAUCGUCGCGCUGGCGUCCCGCGACGCCGUAAACUUGCUCGGGGGCCCGACGUGGAACGUGCAGCUGGGGCGGAAGGACUCGCGCACGGCGAGCGGGACCGCGGCGAACGCCAACCUGCCCGGCCCGGGCUCCAGCGCGGCGUCGCUCGUGGCGGCGUUCGCGGCGAAGGGGCUCUCCGCGCGCGAGAUGACGGCGCUCUCCGGCGCGCACACCGUGGGGCGCGCGCGCUGCCUCAUGUUCCGCGGCCGCAUCUACGCGGACACCAACAUCAACACCACGUUCGCCGCCGCGCGGCGGCUGGCGUGCCCGCAGUCCGGCGGCGACGGCAACCUCGCGCCGUUCGACGACCAGACGCCCGACGCGUUCGACAACGCCUACUUCAAGAACCUGGUGGCGCAGCGCGGGCUGCUGCACUCCGACCAGGAGCUCUUCAACGGCGGCUCGCAGGACGCGCUGGUGAAGAAGUACAGCGGCAACGAUGGCAUGUUCGCCGGCGACUUCGCCAAGGCGAUGGUGAAGAUGGGCGGCCUCAUGCCGGCGGCCGGGACGCCGACGGAGGUCAGGUUGGACUGCCGGAAGGGGCUCUCGCCGCGGGACAUGACGGCGCUGUCCGGCGCGCACACGCUGGGGCAGGCCCGGUGCGUCACGUUCCGCGGCCGCAUCUACAGCGACGGCAACAUCGACGCCGCCUUCGCGGCGCUCCGGCAGCAGGCGUGCCCGCAGUCCGGCGGCGACGCCGCGCUGGCGCCCAUCGACGUGCAGACGCCCGACGCGUUCGACAACGCCUACUAUGCCAACCUGGUGAAGAAGCAGGGCCUGUUCCACUCCGACCAGGAGCUGUUCAACAACGGGUCGCAGGACGCGCUGGUGAGGAAGUACGCCGGCAACGCCGGCAUGUUUGCCGCCGACUUCGCCAAGGCGAUGGUGAGGAUGGGCGCCCUCCUGCCGGCGGCCGGGACGCCGACCGAGGUCCGGUUGAACUGCAGGAAGGUCAACUGAAGUCAACUGUAUGACGAACCUUGAGAAAAUAGUAGAUGGGCGCCUCUGAGUGGUGAACAGUCAAGAUGGCUGUUUGUGCUCCUUUGGAUUAUUUGUAAACUGUUUAAUUAUUCCUGAAGUGGAAUUAAUAAUGCUGGUGUAAUCACGUUCUGAUAUCUGUCAGUCA
Messenger RNA from Oryza brachyantha (malo sina), 1528 nucleotides. Its product is annotated as peroxidase P7-like. The transcript is spliced from 4 exons. Gene Ontology annotation, biological process: response to oxidative stress; hydrogen peroxide catabolic process. Gene Ontology annotation, molecular function: heme binding; peroxidase activity. Lineage: Eukaryota; Viridiplantae; Streptophyta; Magnoliopsida; Poales; Poaceae. The record is from RefSeq and is a predicted model, not a curated record. Bases 130 to 1362 code for a protein of 410 amino acids.